GUGGUGGUAGUUAAACGUGAAUACAACGAACGAUAGGAAGCUAUUAAUUUGUUGCUUUCAGUUUCGAAAUAACUUUUUUAAACUAAGUUAGGUUAGCUAGCUGCUAGCAAAGAUCGGGCUUAUGAUUGAUUUAAAUUAGGAUGUUGGAAUUGUGAAAUUCUUGAACUUACAAUAGAUUAUCCAGACAUAAGAAAGAAGAGCCUCAGUGUACUGCAAGAUAAAAAAAUUGAGAUAAUAUCGUACACAAUGCUUUCAAAGCAACAAAUCAAACGAGGAAAUGUUGCUAUUACAUUGGGAAAAACUGAUAAAUGACAAUACAUCAGCCACACUUGAAAAAAGAGCCUCGGUGUACUGCAAGGAAACCAAUUGAGUUAAUCUCUGAUAUAGUGCUUUAAACAACCGAUCAUACGGGGAAAUGUUGCCAUUACACUGUGAAUACAAGGACAAAUUCUAGAGUUUUAAAUGUUACGUUUUAAGACAUAAUAAUAAUAAAAAAUAUAAAAAAACCAGAUUAUUUUGUUUGAGGUUUAGUGAUGGAACAUAACAUAAGUCAAGGGAGAAUAUACAAAACCCCAAGAAUCUUGCAAAAUAUCUAAAAGGUACAUACUGUAUAAAAGAUCUAAAAAAUAAGAUUUCAAGUUGUAUGAGAUAUAAAUCCAUUUGAUUGUAAAUUUGAACCAUUCCUACAAACAAAGAAUAUAUUUAAAUAGACAACAAAGGCAACUAAUUAGUUGAGCCUUCAGCUUAUUCCAAAUGUUAUAGCAUACUAUGGAGCUUCCUUUUAAGUGUCUAAUAUGUGAAAAAAUUUGUUCAAAGAAAGCAGAAAUGAAGAAUCACAUAUUGUUACACACGGGUGAGCGUCCCUUCAAAUGUUUAUUAUGUGAGAAAACCUAUGUCAAUCAAGGCAGUGUAAAGAUUCAUUUGUUGAAACACUCUAGGAAGUAUUCUUUUUACAAUUGCAAUAAAUGUGGAAAAUCCUUAUCAAAUAAAUACAACCUAAAGAUACAUGCCUUGAUUCAUACAGGAGAGGGGCCAUAUAAGUGUGCCACAUGUGGAAAAUCCUUUGUUUACAAAAGGGAUUUUAAUCGACAUGCAUUUAUUCAUACAGGAGAGAGGCCAUAUAAGUGUACCACAUGUGGAAAGUCAUUUUCACAAACAGGGACAUUAAACAAACAUGCCUUGAUUCAUACAGGAGAAAAACCAUAUAAAUGCACUACGUGUGGAAAAUCCUUCGCACAAAAAGCGUCUUUGAAAGUACAUGUAUUGAUUCAUACAGGAGAGAGGCCAUAUAAGUGUACCACAUGUGGAAAAUCAUUUUCACAAACAGGGACGUUAAAACAACAUGCAUUGAUUCAUACAGGAGCAAAGCCAUAUAAAUGUACCACGUGUGGAAAAUACUUUACACAUAAAAGAAGUUAUAAACAACAUGUAUUGAUUCAUACAGGAGAGAGGCCAUAUAAGUGUACCAAAUGUGAAAAAUCCUUUUCAGAAGCAGGGACGUUAAGAAAACAUGCCUUGAUUCAUACAGGAGAGGGGCCAUAUAAGUGUGCCACAUGUGGAAAAUCCUUUGUUUACAAAAGGGAUUUUAAUCGACAUGCAUUUAUUCAUACAGGAGAGAGGCCAUAUAAGUGUACCACAUGUGGAAAGUCAUUUUCACAAACAGGGACAUUAAACAAACAUGCCUUGAUUCAUACAGGAGAAAAACCAUAUAAAUGCACUACGUGUGGAAAAUCCUUCGCACAAAAAGCGUCUUUGAAAGUACAUGUAUUGAUUCAUACAGGAGAGAGGCCAUAUAAGUGUACCACAUGUGGAAAAUCAUUUUCACAAACAGGGACGUUAAAACAACAUGCAUUGAUUCAUACAGGAGCAAAGCCAUAUAAAUGUACCACAGAGUUGUUGGUUGAAACUGGUUCACCAUCAGCAAACACAUGCUAG
Macrosteles quadrilineatus (aster leafhopper) is the source of this 1935-nucleotide messenger RNA. RefSeq names its product zinc finger protein 708-like. Bases 769 to 1935 code for a protein of 388 amino acids. The record is from RefSeq and is a predicted model, not a curated record. Lineage: Eukaryota; Metazoa; Arthropoda; Insecta; Hemiptera; Cicadellidae. The transcript is spliced from 4 exons. Gene Ontology annotation, cellular component: nucleus.